This is a messenger RNA of Postia placenta MAD-698-R-SB12, 1233 nucleotides long. RefSeq lists its product as hypothetical. Lineage: Eukaryota; Fungi; Basidiomycota; Agaricomycetes; Polyporales; Adustoporiaceae. The record is from RefSeq and is a predicted model, not a curated record. The coding region runs from base 1 to 1233 and encodes 410 amino acids. Gene Ontology annotation, molecular function: protein binding. The transcript has 8 exons.
AUGCCAAGAGAUCUUCCUGGGCUGUACUGGGACGAGGAGAAGAAGCGCUACUUCCCGCUCACAUCAAAACCGAAGACACUGCCCGGGCGUGUCCUACCCGGGGUCCACCCCGAGCAUGCGGGCCACCGUCUUCCACUGCAGGCCCCUCUAGAUGAAGGACCCUUACCGAAGCGUAGGCGGCUGUACGCGGAACGAUACGGACAUCCGACGUGGAACGCAGCGGAGACGGUGCGGACGUCGCUGGGGAGUUCGCGGAGGAGUAGAGUACUGCACGGGAUUCUCACUGACCUCGCGCGGGUGCCAACAUGUAGUUGGGACGGCACCUUUGACGGCUUUCUGGGUCAAUGUAUGGCUUCGAGAACAGUAGAAUGCGCAUACGAGGAAGUUAACAUACCUCUGGUCUAUUCAAAGGUCAAUACUAGCCCUGAGCAUGAGUAUUCCGUAAUGGCGGGAGAUGCUCAAGGAUGGCUAUCUUCCUUGACUCGGAACGGUGACCAUAAUGCAGCGGAGCUCAAUGUAACGUCGAAGAUAUCGUCCGUAUCUUCAUGGGGGACGCGACAUGUAUUGUUGUACGUGAAGCACUUCCAACAGAGUGCCGCGAAACGAGGCAUUCUGUUGCCGGACAUCGAGACAGGACGGGGUUUCCAAGUUCUACAGACGGGAAGCGAUGUGUUUGCAAUUCAGCGACGCGACAAUUUGGUGUAUAUGGGCGCACGCAAUGGCUCCAUCAGCCGCUUUGACACGAGACUGGACACAAAUGACCGUCAGGAGCUGCUGCAGAGCAGAUUCGAGCCAACGAGGAGCUCAAUCACACAUCUCAGCGUCGUCCAGGAGUGGCAGCUGCUAGUCAGCACUAUCCGUGGGGAUCUGGAGACGCACGAUUUACGUUUUCUGCGCAGUACGACGCCGCUCAUGCGGUUAAACGGGCACAUCAACUCAUAUACCAUUGAAUUGGGCAUUGCCGUCGAUCCAUCGGAAAACUACGUCUUCGCUGCGGGCGAUGAUUGCAAGCUCAGAGGGUGGUCUUUACAUUCCGGUGAUGAGAUUGUGCCUUCCCCGCCGUCACCGCGAGACAUCGAGUCGGCCGCGACCUCCUCGCUGUUCGGCAAAACCUUUGAUAAUCCCAUAAGGGCUCUCCAGGUGACGGAAAGUCCUAUGGAAACAUGUCUUUGGGCAGCAUCGGGGCCCACCUUGCAUCAGUUCUGGCUGGGCCAGCGAGCUAUGCUAUCAUGA